AUGCCUUCCGAGCUUCCAGAUCUUUCAUCACAUCCGAUCAACUCCCCUUCCAGCCCCUGGUUAACUCUACGGCCGUCAAAGACAGGAGAUGCUGAUCAGAUCGAUAUAUAUGUUGGGGGUGCCUUCUUCAGAACGGUGGAGCCAAAUUGUAUCCACGCAGAAACAAGACUAGUCGAAAUGGACGCUGCCGGAGUUGACGUGCAGAUACUGAGCACAGUACCUAUUUUGUUCUUCUAUGACGAGCCAGCGGAGCCAGUCACAGUACUUGCUAGAGCCCUAAAUGAUCACAUCGCCCGUAUUUGCUCGCAAUAUCCUACACGAUUUGUGGGCCUGGCGACUGUGCCAUUACAAGAUGUGGCUGCAUCUGUGGAAGAACUGAGACGGGCAAAAUCUUUGGGUUUGAAGGGGGUUGAGAUCGGAACGACUAUUGGGGAUGUCAACCUAGAUGAUCUAGCGCUUGAACCAUUCUGGGCGGCUUGCGAGUCUCUGGACAUGCCCGUCUUCGUUCAUCCAUUGGGAUACUCGCUAUCAAAAGAAAACAGUAAGAGGUGGGUCAAGUACUGGGGGUCGUGGCUAGUGGGUAUGCCAUCCGAAACAGCACUGUCUAUCCUGGCUCUCACGUCGUCUGGAACAUUACUCAGGCACCCGAAAUUAAAACUCUGCUUUGCCCAUGCCGGCGGCGCUUUCCCAGCACUCCUCGGACGGAUUCAGCAUGGCUACGACUGUCGACCAGACCUUUUGGCAGGCCAAGCUGGCGGAGUCAGUCCAUCGGAUCAUAUUACGAGGGGCGGGUUCUGGGUUGAUUCUCUUGUCCACGAUCCAGACCUUAUGGAAUACUUGUGCAAGAAGAUCGGACCAGACCGAAUUGUGAUGGGAAGCGACUAUCCAUUUCCACUAGGUGAGGUUCCAGUUGCUGGCAAGAUGCUAUGCUCGGAGAAGAAACUAAACAGUUUCUUGACAUGGAUCGAUAGGGCCAAUAUGUUGGCCGGGAAUGCUAUUGAUCUUUUUAAUCUUGGCCCUUCUUUCAGAAAACCAUUUCAGAACCGGCUCAAUGCUUUCACAGAAAAGAACAGCACGAGAGUGUUGAAAGAUAAGUCGACAGCUGUGAGCGUACAUGGGGCAGGGUCCUCGAUACCAGUUUGA
Truncatella angustata is the source of this 1143-nucleotide messenger RNA. RefSeq lists its product as uncharacterized. The transcript has 2 exons. The record is from RefSeq and is a predicted model, not a curated record. Gene Ontology annotation, biological process: secondary metabolic process. Bases 1 to 1143 code for a protein of 380 amino acids. Gene Ontology annotation, cellular component: cytosol; cytoplasm. Lineage: Eukaryota; Fungi; Ascomycota; Sordariomycetes; Amphisphaeriales; Sporocadaceae. Gene Ontology annotation, molecular function: carboxy-lyase activity; hydrolase activity.